AUGCCCACAGACGGCCACCCUGUGCCGCUGUAUCAAAGUCUACCCGUUGCGCACACAGCAACCCCUGUCCACAGCACCGCCCAAAACGGAAAUUACAUCACCGUGCGGGUUGUUGAGGCUGGCCAGAACGGAAGAGUUUUGCUGUUGAUAUUCUUAGCUCAAGACAGCUUCAGAAUAUCUUCGGACCCGAGACGAACGAACUAA
Messenger RNA from [Torrubiella] hemipterigena, 204 nucleotides. The record is from the annotation of a GenBank genome assembly. NCBI's taxonomy places the organism in Eukaryota, Fungi, Ascomycota, Sordariomycetes, Hypocreales, Clavicipitaceae.